Messenger RNA from Vigna umbellata (rice bean), 1898 nucleotides. The record is from RefSeq and is a predicted model, not a curated record. Lineage: Eukaryota; Viridiplantae; Streptophyta; Magnoliopsida; Fabales; Fabaceae.
CAUCAAACUCUUCCAUUGAAAACCCUAAUAUUAGGAAUCACAAUCACACUGAUUACCUAGUUGCGAUACACUGUUCUAUGUUUGUUUUUUCGUUUAUCACAGAGGCUAAUAUAUGACGUUGUUUCUCUCUAAAUUUCAGCAUAUCCUACUUCACUUUGACCAUUGAAGUUCGCAUACUCAGUGUUAUUGCUCUUCUACUUCAUUGGAGUCUAUUCUUGUUCUGCUUUUUGUGGCCAGAAGUAACUGUCAAGGUUGGGUAAGAAGGGAGGAAAAGGAGAAACGCGAAAAUGUUCUUCCACAUAGUGCUGGAGCGAAAUAUGCAGCUCCAUCCACGCUACUUUGGUCGUAACCUUCGUGAUAACCUUGUUUCCAAGCUAAUGAAAGAUGUGGAAGGCACUUGCAGUGGUCGACAUGGAUUUGUGGUGGCAGUUACAGGGAUAGAAAACAUAGGGAAAGGGCUAAUUCGUGAUGGAACAGGGUUUGUGACAUUUCCAGUUAAGUACCAAUGUGUUGUCUUCAGACCAUUUAAGGGGGAGAUCUUGGAAGCUGUCGUCACCAUGGUGAACAAGAUGGGAUUUUUUGCUGAAGCUGGACCUGUACAAAUCUUUGUUUCAAACCACUUGAUUCCGGAUGAUAUGGAGUUCCAGUCUGGAGACAUGCCAAAUUACACUACUUCAGAUGGAUCUGUUAAGAUUCAAAAAGAUAGUGAAGUUAGACUAAAGAUAAUUGGGACUCGAGUGGAUGCUACUGAAAUUGUAUGUACAUAUAUUAUGCAUUAUACUUUAUUUUGUUGAUUGCUGUUAUUUAAGCUCCUUCAGUUUUAACUAAUUUCUGUUUUGAGCAAAUUUAAAAUAAUGAAAGAUUUUUAGCUCUGUAAAGGAUAUAGCUGUUUGUUUGUUCCCACAUCCUUUUUCACAAAUCACAAAUGCCUUUGAGAAAGAGCCCUUUCUUUUUUUGCUAAUUUUAAUGCAUAGUUCAUCUCAUGACCACUAUCUUGGCAUUAGUCUGCAAUAUCAUGAAACUGGUGAUUUUUUACGUCUCUGGAAUGCUAAUUUAUGCUCUGGUUGCUGGUAAACUUAACCCUUGUCCAAAGUAAUCAAACGAGGAAUUUUAUUACUAAGCAAUGGUUUCUAGCUACAGGAUGGUCUUAUAAAUUUACGCCCAUAUUUGUGGUAUGCAAAUAAGCAUUGGCACUCCACGCUGCAAAUAAACUCUUGAAUGUCGGGAGAAAAUUAUGAGUAGAGAUAUUUUCCAGUUACUGAAUGCAAUCAGAAUGAUAUUAUUUUAACCACCUUGAUGUCACUUGUUGCCUGUAUUGUUCCCGCCAUGUUUAUUUGUACGCCUUGUGUGAAAGAACUCAUGAUGCUGAUGCCUUGUAAAACUAAUAUCAUUUUAGAAAGCGUAUGAUACUAGGUUGAACGCUUGUUUAAGUUUUAUUACUCCUGCACGUGUUGGUCUAUGUUUUCCUUCCCUUCAAUUGUAGUGCUAUAGAUAUGAACUUUGCAACUGUUCAGACACAAAUCACUUUUUCUUCGCAUAUUGAAUAUUUAUGUGGUUUUAAAUUUGAAUGUGUUUUUUUUCAACUCACUUAUCUGAUAUAAUGCGUCUUCUUUUGGCAGUGCUGCUAGGUACCAUAAAAGAUGUUUCUUGGGUGUGAUCAACGACCCUGCCACAGUUUUUAAAUACCCCUUUCUGUCACUCUUUUAUCGUAUAUAGUUACAUGACUUGGGUUUUCCACACCUUGAAUCCUCCAACAAUAUGUUUUUGUAUUAGCGCUGUUUAAGUACCAAGUCCGCUUAAAUUUGGUUCCAGAAUUAAUAUUCAACUCCACAAGUAAUUUUAGGUGUGUGUAAUAGCUUCAAAUAUAGAGGAAAUUGCAUUUUUAUUUUUAUUUCAAA